Acanthosepion pharaonis is the source of this 885-nucleotide messenger RNA. The record is from the annotation of a GenBank genome assembly. Lineage: Eukaryota; Metazoa; Mollusca; Cephalopoda; Sepiida; Sepiidae.
AUGACAAAUAUUUCCCCUGGAAAAGGGUGUGUUGACUUCCGGUUGAUAAUCAGUGGCAGAAACGGAUUCUUAGGCAUAAAUCCGUUUAUUCCUCUCACCUUCUUCUUCUCUGUCUCUUCUUCUUCUUCUUCUUCGCUUCCUCCUUCUUUUCCACUUCUUCUUCAUCGUCUUCUUCUUCUCAGCCUCCUCCUCAUUUUCUUCUUCUUCUCUGCCUCCUCCUCUUCUUCUUAUUCUCCGCCUCCUCCUACUCUUCUUCUCUGCCUCCUACUCUUCUUAAAUAGCAUGAAGAUUAAACUACUUCUCCCCUCCUCUUCCGCCUUCUUCUUCUCUUCCUUCUCCGUCUCCUCAUCCUCCUUCUUCUUCUUCUCUCCUCAUUCUUCUACCUCUUCUUCUUCUUUACCUCUUUCUUCUCUUCUUCUUCAUCAUCUUCUCUGCCUCCUCCUUCUUCUUGUUCUCCGCCUCCUCCUUCUCUUCCUCCUUAUCUUCUUCUUCUCCUCCUCCUUCUCCACCCCAUCCUUCUUCUGUCCUCCUCCUCCUUCUUCAUCAUAUUCUUCUUCUCUGUCUCUUCUUCUUCUUCUUCUCCUUCUUCUCCGCUUCCUCCUUCUUUUCCACUUCUUCUUCUUCUUCUUCUUCUCUGCCUCCUCAUUUUCUUCUUCUUCUCUGCCUCCUCCUCUUCUUCUUAUUCUCCGCCUCCUCCUACUCUUCUUCUCUGCCUCCUACUCUUCUUCCUCUUCUCCCUCCUCCUUCUUUUCUUCUUCUUCUCUACCUCCUCUUUUUCUUCUUCUUCUUCUCUGCCUCUUCCUUCUCUUCUUCUUUUUCUCCGCCUCCUCUUCUUCUAUAUGCCAUGUUCCUUCAUGGCUCUCCAUGAUUGCAUUUUCUUUGUAG